AUGCAGCCCACAUUCGCAGGGACAGCUGCCCAGGCGGUUCAAGCCAGGAACCGCAUCCGAAGCCACAUCUACCAGACGCCCCUGAUUCCGUCGCGGAAGAACAACGACGGCAGUGGAACGAGACUCUUCUUCAAGGCGGAAAACUUCCAACUCACGGGCUCCUUCAAGCUCAGGGGAGCAAUGUCCAAGAUGUCGGCCCAGCCAUCCGGCGGCGGCAGCCAGCGUCUGAUAACCGCAUCCUCUGGCAACCACGGUAUCGGCGCCGCGUGUGCAGCGCACGCCCUCUCCAAGAACCUCACCGUUGUGCUUCCCGAGACUGUAGUGCCCGCCAAGCUGCAAAAUAUCCAGUCCUACGGCGUGGACGUGAUUCUCCACGGCACGGAAACCGGUCUCGCAGAACAACACGCACAGAAGCUCGCCGCCGCGGGGGAGUAUACCUACAUCUCGCCUUACAAUGACGCUGACAUAGUCGCCGGGCAAGGGACCAUUGGACUUGAAAUCCUGGAACAGUGUCCGCAGGUCGACAACAUUUUCAUAUCCAUGGGCGGCGGCGGCCUCAUCAGCGGUAUUGGGUCCGUUUGCAAGGCUUUCAGCCCCAAGACCAAGAUAUACGGUGUUUCCGCGAUCAACUCGAUGGCUCUGGCCGAGUCGAUGAAGGCGGGCCGCGUGGUGGAAACAGAGCAUCUGGAUACGCUGGCCGAGGCCGUGGCCGGCGGCAUGGACGAGGACUCCAUCACACUUCCUCUGGCUUCGUCCGUCGUGGAUGAGGUCAUCGAGUGCGAUGAGGAUAGUAUCGUGGCUGCCCUAAGGGCUAUCGCGUUUGAGGAGAACAUGAUUGUUGAAGGCUCCGCGGCACUUGCACUCGCUGGAUACACCAAGAUGGCCGACAAGGUUGCUGGCCAGACCAACGUUGUCGUCUUGUGUGGUGCCAACUUUGACUGGCAACGCCUCACCCGCCUCAUUUUUGGUUAG
Messenger RNA from Metarhizium album ARSEF 1941, 972 nucleotides. RefSeq names its product Pyridoxal phosphate-dependent enzyme, beta subunit. Gene Ontology annotation, molecular function: pyridoxal phosphate binding; threonine deaminase activity; L-serine ammonia-lyase activity. NCBI's taxonomy places the organism in Eukaryota, Fungi, Ascomycota, Sordariomycetes, Hypocreales, Clavicipitaceae. Bases 1 to 972 code for a protein of 323 amino acids. Gene Ontology annotation, biological process: L-threonine catabolic process; L-serine catabolic process. The transcript has a single exon. The record is from RefSeq and is a predicted model, not a curated record.